This is a messenger RNA of Morone saxatilis (striped sea-bass), 3689 nucleotides long. It is a transcript of the gene dqx1, whose product is annotated as DEAQ box RNA-dependent ATPase 1. The record is from RefSeq and is a predicted model, not a curated record. Bases 367 to 2841 code for a protein of 824 amino acids. Lineage: Eukaryota; Metazoa; Chordata; Actinopteri; Moronidae. The transcript is spliced from 12 exons. Gene Ontology annotation, molecular function: RNA binding. Gene Ontology annotation, cellular component: spliceosomal complex; intracellular anatomical structure.
UUGACAGCUAGACAGCCAAACAUGGCGGCUGCAAGCUAAAGCGACUAGUCAACACAUUCGUCUUUUAUAUCAUUGUCAGCGGUUAGUAAAUAAUCAGAACCGGGUGUAGACUCACGGAAAGAGGCUUUGAAUUACGGUCGCCUGUUUUGGGCCUUUUUAGGUUUUUAUCCAGCCGUUGUCCCGGUAUGUGAGGGCUUUAUGUGAGUGGACGCCACACCGGAGUGAAGUGACACAACAACAGUGGGCAGAGGGCGGACUGUUUCUGCGGGGUUUCCUCACCUCUCUGCCGAUAUGUCUCUCAGGUGAUCUCAGGCCUCUCUGUGAACCAGGCCCUCACUCCUUCCUCACCCCCCGCACCUCCUGCUGAUGAUGUCAUCACCACCAGCGAAGCCCUCCGCUGCCUCCCUCUCCCCCAGGUCCCAGCUGCCGCCCACAACAGCCCUGGACUCCCUGUCCCUGUCUUCCCUGUUGUCCGGGGAUUUAGACGAUGAAGAAGAUGGAGGGAGAGGAGAGGGAGAGGGGGAAGGGCUGGGAGACCUGGAAGUGAACCCAUAUGACGGUUUGCCCUUUUCUUCGCGCUACUACUCCCUGCUGGAAGAAAGGCAGAGGUUUCCCAUAUGGAGGCUCAGACAGAGCCUACUGGAGCACCUGGAGAGCCACAACAUGGUGCUGCUCAGUGCACCCAGUGGAGCUGGAAAAAGCACGCAGGUGCCACAGUGGUGUGUGGAGUAUGCUUUGUCCUAUGAGUUUUCUCAGGGCCUGGUGUGCUGUUCCCAGCCCUAUUCGGUGGCAGCGGUGAGUCUGGCCUUUCGCGUGGCUGAUGAGAUGGAUCUCAGCCUGGGUCUGGAGGUGGGCUACAGGGUGUCUCAUGAUGACAGCUGUACACCCGACACCCUGCUCAGGUUUCUCAGUGACACUCUCCUGCUAGAGGAAAUGAUGUCAGACCCUCUGCUGCAUCAGUAUGGAAUUGUGGUGUUGGACGAGCUCCAGGAGCGCACCGUGCCCACUGACGUGCUGCUGGGCUUGCUGUGUGACGUCUGCCGGCAGAGGCCAGACAACUUCCGGGUUGUUCUCCUCACUCACCCAACGCUGGCAGCUCGACUGUCCGCCUUCCUGGGACCAUCAGUCCCUCACCUCUCCCUGGACAACCUGCUCACUGACCCCCCUACCAGAGGAGAGGAGGAGGAGGAGGAGGAGGGAUGUGAGGUAGAGGAGGACAGGAAGGCUGUUGGGAUGAACACGGUAGAGACGUUGUACCGAGAGGUCUCACCUGGGAAGGAACCGGUUGCUGCUGCCUGUCACAUGGUGCUGGAUCUGCACAGAAGAGGAGAGGAAGGAAAUGUCAUGGUGUUUUUGGCCAGUGCACAGGAAACAGAAGAGUGUGUGGCUCUGCUGGAGAAGGAGUGUGUAGCACUGAGCCCUCAGCUCGGUCCUCUCAGGAUCCUCCCCCUCCACGCUGGACUGGGUGGGCUGGCCCAGCGGGUCUACGAAUCCGAGCCCGAAGCUUCUGCCGUGAGGGAGAACAACAGCUCAGAGGGCGUGGACAGCUCAGCGCUGGGAGCCGGGGGUCCCGGGGUCAGAAGGAAGGUUAUCCUCACCGAUACCCUCGGAGAGGCUUCCUUCUCCCUGCCGGCUAUUCGCUAUGUCAUAGACACAGGCCUUCAACUUAAAACUGUUUACAACCCACAAAUAAGAGCAAACUCACAGGUCCUGCGGACAAUCAGCAAACACCAGGCCGAUAUGCGCACUCAAAGGGUGAACAGCCACCUUCCAGGGCUGUGUCUCCGUCUUUACCCCCAGUCUCUGUAUGAUGAUGGGAUGGGGGAGGCUCAUUGUCCAGGGGUGGUGGAGGAAAACCUCAGCCACCUGGUGCUGCUCCUCAAGAGGCUUGAUAUUGCCGACAUGGGACAGUGCAAGUUCCUGGACAGACCAGCCCCUGAGGCUCUAAUGCAGGCCCUGGAGGACCUGGACUACCUGGCAGCGCUGGAUGAUGAUGGUAACCUGUCAGAGGUGGGCAUCAUAAUGUCAGAGCUGCCACUGGAGCCGCCGCUGGCUAAAGCCCUGAUCGCUGCCUGCGAGUACGACUGUGUUGAUGAGCUGCUCACUAUAGCUGCCAUGCUCACAGCUCCUUCCUGCUUCGUGACAGCAGAACCCAGCAGAGAGGAGGCUGCGGUCACACACUGGCGACCUCUAAUGCACACGGAGGGAGACCACAUGACCCUCAUAAAUAUUUAUAACGCCUUCAAAGAGCAUAAUCAGGAUGAGGUGUGGUGCGCAACAAACUUCCUCAGUCACCCAGCCUUACGAUUGGCUGUGGUGAUCAGGGCGGAGCUGCUGGAGGUGAUGCAGCGAAUAGAGCUUCCUGUUUCUCCUCCCGCUUUUGGAUGCCAAGACAACUGCACGAACAUCAAGCGUGCGCUCAUCUCAGGCUUCUUCCUCAAAGUGGCUCAUGAUGUGGACGGCUCAGGUAACUACCUCCUGCUAACUCACCGCCACGUGGCUCACCUGCACCCUUUCUCCUCCUACCUGUGCCGCCAGCCACGCCCCGACCCCCCCAGCUGGGUCCUCUACCACGAAUUCACCAUCUCCCGCGAUAACUGCAUUCGCAUUGCUUCCGAAGUCCACCCUCAGAUGCUUGUGGAGCUGGCUCCUCAGUACUACCUGGGAAACCUGCCAUCAAGUGAUGGCAAAGAGUUGCUGAUGGAGCUGAGGCAGAGUCUGGAGCCCCAGGUGUACGAACAGGAUGGAGUGUCAGACGAGCACAGCAGGACUCACAGAGACGCUGACAGGACGGGGGACGCUCACAAUCAGUCCGGCACCGAGCUCUGUGUUGUUCAGUGAGACGGAGCAUCUCAGGAGAGGACACUAAACACACAGCUGCUGUCACUUUACUGUUUGAUCUGAGAUUUGGUACUUUGUAUGAAUUAGUCUGGGAAAUCUCAUUUGAGGUUGAAUCAUUUUGAUGUGUGAUUUCAAAUUGACUUUUACUGGAAAACACUAAUGUACAGUAAUGUAUUGAUAAUAUUUCUCAUAUGCAGUGGCUUUGGAAAAUAUUCAAACCUCUUCGUUUUCACCUUGUUGUGCUAUGCAUCCACUUAAUUUAAAAUUUUAUUCACAAUAUUUAAUGAGGGUGUUUCUGUGUUUGUGUAUAUAUAUAUAUAUAUAUAUAUAUAUUAUGGUUGAGCGAGUACUUGGCUGUAACGAGUAUACUUGUAUACUGCUAAAUGUAGCAGCUUUUAUUAAAAAAUUCUGUUCUGACUUUUGUGAUCAAAAAGAUUGCUCUCAAGCUCAAUUCUGUAAAUAUUUUUUUAAUAAAUGUAGCAACUUCUGAUCAACUGAACAAUUUCCAACUUAAAUUAACAACCUCAGGUUAGCUAUGACCACUUCCGUUUUAAGCACCACCCACGUCCGGUGUAAAGCUGCAGUAGGUAGUUUUUAUAAAAAUAACUUUUUGUCAUAUUAGCUGAACCUUUCACUAUAUCCUGACAGUAGAACAUGAGACAGAUAAUCUGUGAAAAAAAACAGGUUCCUCUGACUCCUCCUAGUGCUCCUAAUGGCAUUUGCACGAAUCCACCCCAAACAAAAACAAUUGAAUUUGUCACAAAGUGUAUGUAAUGUUUUUCACUUCCUCAGACUAUACAAUCAACUAUCCUUCUGGGUUCUGAUUGGUUGUUUUCGUUUCGUUCUGA